AUGGCAGCCACCACCUCCACUGCUGCUUCCAACCUCCUCACCACCAAGAAACAUCUCUCCUCCCUCUCUCUCACUUCCACCAACAACUUCCCCGCCUUCUACCCCCUCCCCACCUCCUCACGCAGACAACGAUUCAUAGUCCUUUCCGCAAGCCUAAACUCAAAACCAACAGUGUUAAUAGCAGAAAAACUAGGAGAAGCGGGCAUAAAUCUGUUGAAAGAUUUUGCGAACGUUGACUGCUCUUACAAUCUAAGCCCAGAUGAACUUUGUACUAAGAUCUCACUUUGUGAUGCAAUUAUUGUACGUAGUGGUACUAAAGUGAAUCGUGAAGUUUUUGAAUCUUCUGGUGGUAGAUUAAAGGUUGUUGGUAGAGCUGGUGUUGGUAUUGAUAAUGUUGAUCUCGCGGCUGCAACUGAACAUGGAUGUUUGGUUGUCAAUGCUCCUACUGCCAAUACUGUUGCUGCUGCUGAACAUGGGAUUGCUUUGUUGGCUGCUAUGGCUAGAAAUGUUGCUCAGGCAGAUGCCUCGGUUAAAGCUGGAAAGUGGCAGAGGAACAAAUACGUGGGUGUGUCACUUGUUGGUAAAACGCUUGCUGUCAUGGGAUUUGGAAAGGUUGGAUCAGAAGUUGCUAGGCGUGCUAAGGGGCUUGGCAUGCAUGUGAUUGCUCAUGAUCCAUAUGCCCCAGCGGACCGUGCUCGUGCAAUUGGUGUGGAGCUUGUGAGCUUUGAUGAAGCCAUAGCAACUGCUGAUUUCAUCUCAUUGCACAUGCCACUCACUCCUGCUACAGCAAAGAUUCUCAAUGAUGAGAAUUUUGCAAAGAUGAAGAAAGGAGUUAGAAUUGUCAAUGUUGCUCGUGGAGGAGUGAUUGAUGAAGAUGCCCUGGUAAGGGCACUGGAUGCUGGAAUUGUUACUCAGGCAGCACUUGAUGUUUUCACAGUGGAGCCCCCACCCCAAGACAGCAAGCUGGUGCAGCAUGAGAGGGUCACUGUGACCCCACAUCUUGGUGCUAGUACUAUGGAAGCUCAGGAAGGGGUGGCUAUUGAAAUAGCAGAAGCUGUUGUUGGAGCCUUGAAAGGGGAGCUUGCUUCCACUGCGGUCAAUGCACCAAUGGUGCCUGCUGAGGUUCUGUCUGAGCUGAAACCAUUUGUUGAGCUUGCCGAGAAGCUUGGGAGAUUGGCUGUCCAGCUUGUGUCAGGUGGAAGUGGCGUGAAAGAUGUGAAAGUGACUUAUGCUUCUGCUAGGGCUCCGGAUGAUCUUGAUACCAGGGUGCUCCGUGCCAUGAUCAUCAAGGGUUUGAUUGAGCCCAUAUCCAGUGUUUUUGUGAACUUGGUUAAUGCUGAUUUCAGUGCUAAACAGAGGGGACUAAGAAUAAGUGAAGAACGCAUUCUUCUAGAUGGUUCACCUGAGAGUCCACUUGACUUUAUCCAGGUUCAAAUUGCCCAUGUGGAAUCAAAAUUUGCCAGUGCCAUAUCGGAGACUGGGGAGAUUAAGGUUGAGGGACGAGUGAAGGAUGGAAUUCCCCACUUGACGAAGGUUGGAUCUUUUGAGGUUGAUGUGAGCUUGGAAGGUAGCAUCAUACUCUGCCGACAAGUUGAUCAACCUGGUAUGAUUGGCAAGGUGGGAAGCGUGUUAGGAGAGGAAAAUGUGAAUGUCAGCUUCAUGAGUGUUGGAAGGAUUGCCCCAAGAAAGCAAGCUGUCAUGGCAAUUGGAGUUGAUGAACAACCUAGCAAAGAAACUUUGAAAAAGAUUGGUGAAAUCCCAGCCAUCGAAGAGUUUGUUUUCCUCAAGUUAUAG
Molecule: messenger RNA, 1794 nt
Organism: Dovyalis caffra
Lineage: Eukaryota; Viridiplantae; Streptophyta; Magnoliopsida; Malpighiales; Salicaceae
Source: the annotation of a GenBank genome assembly